UGAAAAGUGGAAACAGAACCCAUUGUGGUGCUGGAGAGGAGUGGGAGCCCCUGCCGGAGCGAAGAAGAAGAAUUAAAGGCAAUUCCGUGGCUGCGGACGGACUCAUGAUAGGCGGACUGAUAUGGACGUUGUCGCUCAACGCAGGCGGCGGUGUCCUUUGUGAGGAGGAGCGCGUUGUCCAGUCGGAAAGAUCCGGUAUAUGAAGAGUUAAGAGCAGACAUCCCAACUGUUUAUCGAGCAGCUAGCAGGCUAGCUGGCUAGAUACCCGGGAGCGAGACAUGGGAAGCCCGUGUGAGUUUGCCUGAUAGAGAUCUUCGUCGACCUUUUGAAGAAGCUAUUUUCGGUGCGGACAUUAUCAGUGGGGAUUUAAAGUAUCUAUCGCUCGCUGAUUAAGUGACAGCAACUUUGAAGAAUGAUAUCAACUGAGCGCUAAGCAAUUUACUACUGCUGAUACUACUACAACAACAGAGCCGGAGAGGGAUAAAGUCAGACAGACCUGCUGGCUCAAGGUUGCAGACAAACCUCAAGAAAGGAGAACAUGACUCACUGGCCUCUGCCAGGGACUGGCACGGGGCAGCAGUGCCAACCUCGCCUCUGCCUCCCACUUUAGAAGUUACCCCAGUUAGCCAUGACGGAGAGGCAUUGAGGUCAGCUCCCUGUCGAUCUUUUCAAUACCUCUCCUCCUCCCUGCCCCUCAAGACCCUCUCCCCUGCCCCGCCCCCAUCAUGCUGCGCUUCCUGCCUCUCAAACUCGGCCGCCUGUACCGCUGUCUGAAGCUCCUGUUGGUGGUGGGAUUGUUUGUCAUCUUGUUGAUGAACACCCACAACCUGUUCGCUUCCUUCCAGAAGAAUGAGCUCACUGACAGACGGUUCAUCAAUCUCAACAAGUGUCCAGCCUGCUUUGGUACGAGCUGGUGCCGCAAGUUCAUGAACGGCCAGGUCUCCUUCGAGACCUGGGGUCGCUUGCGGUUCCUAGAUGUAUUCAAUGUCAAGAAUGUUUACUUUGCUCAGUACGGCGAGCCCAGGGAGGGUACACGUCGUGUGGUACUCAAACGUCUCGGUUCCAACCAGGAGCUGGCUGAGAUCGACCAGAAAAUCUGCAAGAGGGCCACUGGCAGGCCACGCUGUGACCUCAUCCAGGCAAUGUACAAGACUGAAUUUGCCCGGAUCAAUGGCGAUGUUCGCCUGCUCACUCCAGAGGUGGUAGAGGGCUGGUCAGACCUGGUGCACUGCCCCUCACAGAGGCUGCUGGACCGCGUGGUCCGCAGGUAUGCUGAGACCAAAGACUCAGGCAGCUUUCUCCUCAAGAACCUCAAGGACACGGAGAGAAUGCAGCUGCUAAUGACAUUGGCAUUCAACCCUGAACCACUCGUAUUACAGAGCUUUCCUUCAGACGAAGGGUGGCCGUUUGCCAAGUACCUGGGAGCAUGUGGGCGCAUGGUAGCUGUUAACUACGUUGGCGAGGAGCUGUGGAGCUUCUACAACGCACCCUGGGAGAAGAGGGUGGACUUGGCGCGCCAGCUGAUGGACAUCGCCGAGCAGCUCACAAACAAUGACUUUGAGUUCGCCCUCUACCUGCUCGACGUCAGCUUUGAUAACUUUGCGGUCGGCCCGCGCGAUGGAAAGGUCAUCGUCGUCGACGCGGAGAACGUCCUCGUGGCAGACAAAAGGCUGAUCAAGCAGAACAAGCCAGAGAACUACGACGUGUGGUACGAGAGCCGCUUCGAGGAGUGCGACCGGGAGGCCUGCCUGUCGUUCUCCAAGGACUCCCUCUGCUCCAGGGUCACCGUGGACCACAACUACUACGCCAUCUGCCAGAACCUGCUGUCGCGGUUCGCUAAGUGGCGGGGCUCCACCGGCGGCCUCCUCCACGACCCGCCGGCGCACAUAGCCAAAGAUGGACAACUCGAGGCUCUGUUGGACGAGUGCACCAAACCCAAAAAGCGAUACGGCCGCUUCCAGGCGGCCAAAGAACUGCGCGAGUACCUCACGCAGCUAGCUGCCAGCUCCUCCUCUGCCACGGCAAGGUAAUGAAUGGAGAUGGCAUCAGCCGGAAGCACAGAGGGACUGGAUCCUGUACUCUUAAUCUCCAGACUCUUGAAAUCCUGGUUCUUGUUCAUGAUGUCAUUUGCUCCCCCCCUUUUGUGCGCCUGAGCAGGGAAAUAGCAGAGGUCUUGCAUCGGGAAGUGUAAGAGUGUAAGAGCUUCACAGCAGAUUUGUUGAAGCUGGAGCUUUUACCUGACUUUGCUCCUGUGUGAAAGAGCAGGGAUUCUGGUCGGAACCAGGACAGAGAGGGGGGGGAUAGAGGAAACUUCUCUAACAGGGUGGGCCUGCCAUGUCUUUGAAGGGCAGUUAAGUGAGAAAGGGCGUUGGUGAACGCAGCCUUCACUGGACCCAGGCUAACGCAAAUCACAGCAUCUACGCAGCAGCAGCUGUUCACUCCUCCAUCCGUCAGAACUGUUGUGUUUCUUAACCCUCCAUCUUAACACCUGUUUCAUUUGGCCCCGAGGAUCUCUCUCUCUCCCUUUUAUUACUUUUGUUUCAGGGCUGAAUUUAAGUAGAUUGGUGCAUUUACAUUUUUGCUGUGCCAUGGCUUUUUUUUUUUGUUUCCUCUCUCCCUCUGUAGCAUGGCUGCAGGGAAGGUGGAGGUAGCAUGAAUUUUCCUGCUGUCAGGCAGCAGAGAAGGCCAAGCGGCAGGUAGAGUCGGAGAGGCAGGGGGGUUGGGGGUUUGGAGGGGGUUUGCUUUCCAUGCAGCAGAAAAAGAAAACCCUUUACGGCCAUCGGCGAUCACAUGGCAAUCAUCUUUCUUUUUUGUCUGGGUGUUUUCCCUUUAAUAGGAACCAGAGAGAGAGCGAGACAGCAGCACAUAGGAAAAAGAGAAGGGUUACUCAUACAGUGGUGGUCCCUUGAUGCAGAUGUGCCUAUACCAAAGAGGCUAUAUGUAAUAUUAAAAAAAAAAAAACUUAAAAUCAGUACAGAGUGACGGCAACUUUCCCUCCAGUUGUUCCCCGUUAAGGAACCUCUUUAAAUGUGUACACAGUCCUGUAUGAGCGGACAGGCCUGCGGAAUGUUUUUCCUCUCCAGUAAGAACCAAAACAAAGGUUUGGCAAUACUUGAUGUCACAUAAUCCUCUCUGCUUUUGUUCCAUUAUUUUUUUUUUUUUUUUUUAGGUUUAAAAGAAAUCAUGAUGAAAAGAAUGGGAGUGUUCGAUAACACUGCAAAGAAGUGGCUUCCUGUGC
This is a messenger RNA of Solea solea (common sole), 3238 nucleotides long. RefSeq names its product divergent protein kinase domain 2Ab (gene dipk2ab). Lineage: Eukaryota; Metazoa; Chordata; Actinopteri; Pleuronectiformes; Soleidae. Bases 726 to 2030 code for a protein of 434 amino acids. The record is from RefSeq and is a predicted model, not a curated record. The transcript is spliced from 4 exons.